This is a messenger RNA of Funneliformis geosporum, 1572 nucleotides long. The record is from the annotation of a GenBank genome assembly. NCBI's taxonomy places the organism in Eukaryota, Fungi, Glomeromycota, Glomeromycetes, Glomerales, Glomeraceae.
AUGGAACAUUCCGCUGCAAGUUCUUCUGGAUCUAUUCAAUCUCGUUCUUGUAAGACGGAAGGUCAUGGUGUGUCCGCUACAGUAUGUGCAAACUGCGGAACUACCACGACACCUUUGUGGAGGAGAGCUCCAACUGGAGAGACGAUUUGCAAUGCUUGUGGACUUUACCUCAAGGCUCGUAACGCAGUUCGUCCGCCAUGGUUAAAACGUAAUGCUAUUAAAAAAGCUACACCAUCUAUUCCUGAAACUCCCGAAAGUAAUAACUGCGGAACUUGUCCAGGUGAUGGUCAUUGUGAUGGUACCGGCGGAUCAAGUUCUUGUGAUGGUUGUCCGGCCUACAAUCAACAUCAAGUGAAUCGCCAAGCCUUGAUAUGCGCGAAUUGUGGAACUAAUACAACCCCUUUGUGGCGUCGAGAUGAAGCUGGUAACACGAUAUGCAACGCUUGUGGUCUUUACUUUAAGUUGCACAAUGUUCACCGUCCCGUAACCAUGAAAAGGUCGGUGAUCAAGCGUCGUAAACGUGUUGCUUUGGCUACAACUCCACCACCUCAAACUCAUCAUCAAUCUGGAGGAUCCGAUAAUGAACAUCAAUCUAGGAAAGGUCGAGUUCAUAAUCCUCCUACUCCACCCUCAACCUCUGGUUCUGAACGUGGAUACGUUUCAUCCGAUGAUGACAUUUGCUCGAUCGAAGAUUUAAAUGUCGGACGCAAAAGAAAAGCUGAUGAAUCCAUCGUUACUAAUAAACGUCGUUGCGGAAACGCUAGGCAAGUCCCUCUCAUUGAAGAUUAUAUCAAACGCAAUUCUCAUAAUAAUGAAGGGAUGUGGAAUAAUCCUGGUCAAGAAUCUUAUGAUGAACGUAGACGUAGUUUGUCACCUGUUGAACCCACUUUAAAUUCUGGCUUGCCUCAAGUUCACAUUCAUCAAAAUAAUAAUACUGGAGCAUUUAAUAGUCGUCUUAUGGGAACUCCAAGCGUUCCUUUACCUUCCGUUUUCUCCGGUCAAUAUAAUGAAAACAAUAAUGUUUCACCUCAAGGUUCUUCGGGUUCUAUUUCUUCCUUGUUGAAUCCUAGUUCCCCAACCGGACCUACACAAUUGCCUCCAAUUAUUAGUUCAGUUGGUAGUAUGGUGGCACAAAGUGCGCCUUCAACCAUUUCAUCUCAUUCGAGCUUUUCAAACAACGUUCCAUCCCAUCAACCUUUACCGACUGCCGCGGUCGCUGAUCCAAGUAUAACCCAACAGGUCUUGCAAGCUCAUCGUCAAGAGUUACAACGUGAAGUUUCCCACCUAAGCAUGUUGCUCAACAGAACCACCGCUAUUUUGGUCGGUUUGGAUCAAGCUAUGGCUUCUAAUGCUGCGACUCGUGCAGUUAACGUAGAGAGUGGCAAUAGCAAUUUACUUCCUUCGAUGAAUUAUGGAUCAGCACCAGAAAAUAAUAAAGGCUGUGCUCUUUAUAAUGUUGGAUUACCUUCUCCUCCUGUUAAUGCCGGAAUUGGUCAAAAAUCAUACAUGCAAAAUGUGACCCUUCCACCUCUUUCACCUUCUGCUUCUUCUGAUGGUCAAAUGACCCGUUAA